AUGUCACUUGAUGUAACUUUACGAGAUAGGCAAAUUUCUAUUUUGCAAAAAAUGCUUCAUUUGAACAAGGAAGGUUCUGCAGACUUGACAUUGGCAUCCAAAUCAGAAGAAAUAAUUUGGAAAGUCUUAGUAUUAGAUUCUAAAUCUCGAUCGGUUUUGUCAUCGGUAUUGAGAGUCAAUGACUUGUUAAAAUGUGGUAUAACUGUUCAUUCCUUGAUCAAUUCGAAAAGAGCAAAUUUGCCUGAUGUCCCAGUUAUUUACUUUGUCGAACCAACAAUUGAGAAUAUUUUAUAUAUAAUUGAAGACUUGAAUCAAGACCGAUACGAUAGCUUUUACAUCAAUUUUACAUCCCUGAUAAAUCGUGAAUUGUUGGAAGAAUUUGCUAAAAAAGUUUCCAUAUCUGGUAAAUCACAAAAGAUUAAACAAGUUUUCGAUCAAUAUUUAGAUUAUAUUGUCACCGAGCCAAACUUGUUUUCAUUGAAUUUACCCGAAAUUUUUACUCAGUUUAACAGCUCAAACACUGAUGAAGAGAAAAUUCACAAGUUGGUUGAUGUCAUUGCCAAUGGAUUAUUAUCUACUAUUGUUUCUAUGGAUAUAAUUCCUGUUAUACGAGCUCAACAAAAUGGCCCAGCUGAAUUUGUUGCACAACAAUUGGACUUGAAAUUAAGAGAAUAUUUAAGUAAUACUAGAGGAAGCACAGUGGCCACCGCUUCGAUUCAACAACGUCCUGUCUUGAUCUUAUUGGAUAGGAAUUUUGAUUUGGCAUCAAUGUUUUCCCAUUCUUGGUUCUAUCAAUGUAUGGUCAGUGAUGUAUUUCAAUUACAAAGAAACACAAUUAAAAUUACCAAACAUGCAACAAAAGAUGGAGAAAAGGAUUCAACUAAAAAUUACGAUGUUGAUCCCAAAGAUUUCUUUUGGAACAAAUAUUCUCACCUCCCAUUCCCUGAUGCAGUUGAAAGCGCUGAUGCUGAAUUAAAUGCAUACAAAAAUGAUGCUAAAGAAGUUACUGCUAAAACAGGUAUUAGUUCUUUGGACGAUAUUGACCCCAACGCAAAUGCAACGGCUAAUAUCCAACAAGCAGUUGAAAAAUUACCUGAAUUGACAGCAAGAAAGGCCACUUUGGAUAUGCACAUGGACAUAUUGUCAUCGUUGAUCAAUGAAUUGCAAGCGAAAAACUUGGAUAAAUAUUUUGAAAUAGAACAAAAUGCCACGGAUCCGAAAGUUUUGAAAGAGUUUUUGGAAUUGUUGGUUGUUGACUCAGAGAGAGAUAGUUCUUUGGAUAAAUUAAGAACAUUCAUAAUUUUGACUUUGUUGGUAGAUUUGACUCCUGAUUAUAUUGAAAAAGUUAAAUCUAUUUUCAAAGAAAAAUACCCACAAGUUGAUUUAUCCAGUUUUAAUUAUAUUUUGAAAUUUAAAGAACACUCAAAAUUGGCCAACUUAUCGACAUUGAACGAAACAAGUAAUAAUUUCACUAACCAAGCUUCACAGAUGAACUCAAGUGCCUUAUUGAGUGGAUUGUCAUCAAAACUUUACGGUUUGACAGAGGGUAAAAUCUCUGAAGGAUUAACUUCCAUUGCUACAAGAAUUAAAAGUUUUAUACCUGAAAAAAAAUUGCUUCCGAUUACAACUAUUGUUGAGGCAAUUAUGGAUCCAGUUAAUGCUUCUCAGCAGAGUGUCCAGUUGACUGACGAAUACUUGUAUCUCGAUCCUAAAUCAAGAGGCGGUCAUUCAAAACCCCCUAAAAGACAAUCUUAUCAAGAAUCAUUGGUGUUUGUUGUUGGUGGUGGAAAUUAUUUGGAAUAUCAAAACUUACAAGAAUGGGCUAAUGAUCCUAAUAAAGCUCGUAAAAAGGUUAUCUAUGGUAGUACUGAAAUUACAUCGGCAACCGAAUUCUUAGAUGAAUGUGGUGUUUUAGGUAGCUAA
This is a messenger RNA of Candida dubliniensis CD36, 1923 nucleotides long. Its product is annotated as syntaxin-binding protein. Gene Ontology annotation, molecular function: syntaxin binding. Gene Ontology annotation, biological process: intracellular protein transport; endoplasmic reticulum to Golgi vesicle-mediated transport. Bases 1 to 1923 code for a protein of 640 amino acids. Gene Ontology annotation, cellular component: cytosol; Golgi membrane. The record is from RefSeq and is a predicted model, not a curated record. NCBI's taxonomy places the organism in Eukaryota, Fungi, Ascomycota, Pichiomycetes, Serinales, Debaryomycetaceae. The transcript has a single exon.